Messenger RNA from Acyrthosiphon pisum (pea aphid), 1701 nucleotides. RefSeq lists its product as uncharacterized. Lineage: Eukaryota; Metazoa; Arthropoda; Insecta; Hemiptera; Aphididae. Gene Ontology annotation, biological process: regulation of tube size, open tracheal system; septate junction assembly. The transcript is spliced from 4 exons. Gene Ontology annotation, cellular component: membrane; septate junction. The coding region runs from base 609 to 1280 and encodes 223 amino acids. The record is from RefSeq and is a predicted model, not a curated record.
CAUUUUACGUUGGAUCCGAUUGAAAUCUAGUUGGUAACGCUAAAUUUUGGAACAAGAUCCAACAAUAAAACAUUUUUCAAUAUUGUUGAGUUUUGGAAAGUAUAUUAUCAUUUUGAUUGUACUACGCUGAGUUUUGGAAGACACGGUUGGUUUCAAUUUGCAUUUUUGCGAAUUUUCCAUGGACCGUAUAACUAACUACUCACUAGCGUAACGAAGACUUGGUCAAUUCUUCAUUUUAUUUCCGAUCAUUAAAUUCUACAAUUAAUUUUAUUGAAAUAAAUAUCUUAUUUAGUUUUUUUGUAUAAGAUACAUUUCUUUGGAGCAAACCAAAUGGAAACCACAUCGUCACUUGAAGAAAAUAUGACACGGACGGUCAUUUAUUUUCUGUUAUAGUGUGAUAAGGAUAUGUAAAGUGCUGAUAAGAGGUCUGAUGGAGAUAUAAACAAACUACUAACUGUCUCUAGCAUAGACCUCAAUAUACCUAACCUAACCUGUUUGACGCCGACUGCCACUGCCGCUGACAAGUUGGACUGUUCUAUUGUCCAGUUGUAUUGUCUUUUUUUAGAACUUGAAUCUUCAGUCCGCGUCUUGGUGUACCAGUGAUUUCGAUGGCCAAGUCCAGAAAUGGUCUGACGGCCGUUGGCCUGUCGGUUUUGGGAGUGUCUUUAGUCCUGUUGGCGUUCACGACGAAGAGCUGGUUGGUCACGGAUGAGAAAUUUGAGCACCCGAAAUUCGAAAGGAUCGGUCUAUGGGUAGUAUGUUUCAACGAUUUUGAAGACCCUCAUCAUUGGUACGAUACAAGAUCCCAUAGUUGUUGGUGGGUGUUUGAAGGAGAAUAUUAUAUUAUCGAUGAUAUUUUAUUCAAAGGUUUUUUUAUUGCUACUCAGUUUUUUUUUUCAACUUGUCUUCUCUUGACAAUAUUUGGUAUAUUCUACUCUACGCUUUAUAUGUAUCUAAAUAGAGCUCAUGAACGUUUUAUUCAAAUUCUUCUUAGAGCUGCAACACUCUACUUAGCUGCAGCUGUAUGCAGUACUAUUGCUCUGAUAAUAUUUGGAACAUAUGGAGACAGUAGAGUAUGGAUGCCAAAUUGGGAAAACAAUAAUAUAGGAUGGAGCUACGGUGUAGCAGUCACAGGAACUAUUACUCUUUAUGUCAGUGGAGUAUUGUAUGGAAUAGAAUGUCGGGCACACAUGUAUAAACGUAAAAAAAUGGCUACUCAAAGAGUCUAUUACCACUAUGAUGAAGAUGACAUAAAACAAAUGUCGCUCACUGACAUAUAAAUGUCCAAACUUUAUUUUAAAAUCUCCAGUAGCAGCAUCUGCUACUCUAAUUUAUUCUCAAUGCAGCUAAAUUCUACUAGCGUACGUAGCUGCAACAAUUUCUGAUGCCCCUUAAUUUGCACUUAAUAGUAGCCAUAGAACCGCGCCUGUCUUAAUGAAUAUGUACAGUAAAAACUGCAUGAGCGAUUCACUCUGCAUAGAAAACACUUAGUAUUUGUUUUAGAUACAUAUAAAAUAUUAUUAAACAUAGUAUGAAUGAAAAUUGUGGAUUUUUAUUCUUAAAAAUGGCUCUUGGAAAACACUUUGUUACUUGGUCAUUUAUAUAAUUGUUGACAAACUGUAAUAUAUAAAUAAUCAUAUGUCUUCCUUUGAAUUUGAUGUACAAUUAACAUCGGUUAUGUAUAUAAUAUAAAUUAUAAAC